AUGGCAACAGCAGCAGCAGCAGCAGCUUCACCGGACCGACCGCAUGAACAGGGCAUUACGGCGGGGGAUUGGCCGGAUGAGCAGCUCCAUCCCAGGCAUCGCUCGGUUGGUGGUGGCCGUGCGCAUGUUCGAGAGCAGGGAUUGAAUACUGGUGUUCGUGUGAUGGAUGACGGACGAUUGGAUAUCAAGUUUCGCGAACAUAAGCCCUGGCUGCUCAAUCUGGUAAAGAAUCUUGAACGGUACCCGAAGCCCCUGCGCGGGGACCGUAGACCGUCGGUUAUGUCGAUAGAGGGACAGGAUACGUUUCCCUUGCGUUUAAACAUCGUUAUCCACGUGGUGGGUUCUCGCGGCGACGUGCAGCCGUUCGUUGCGUUGGGAAAGGAGUUACAGAAGCACGGACACCGGGUCCGGCUGGCUACCCAUCUCUCCUUUCGUGAAUAUAUCAAUGAAACAGGGUUGGAGUUUUUCAACAUUGGAGGCGACCCCGCAGAAUUGAUGGCGUUCAUGGUCAACAAUCCGGGUUUGAUGCCGGAUAUGCGGACGAUUCGCAGCGGUGCGAUCCCAAAGCGUCGUCGGGAAAUGAAGACGAUUUUCUCUGGGUGCUGGCGCUCGUGCUUUGAGACUGGGGAUGGGACGGGGAUGCAUCAUAUCAAGGAGGAUCCGUGGAGCGAGGCUCCAGAUUGCAACAGCCAGCCGUUUGUCGCCGACGUGAUCAUUGCGAACCCACCCAGUUUCGCGCAUCUGAGCUGUGCAGAGAAGCUAGGGAUUCCGGUGAAUAUGAUGUUUACGAUGCCAUGGUCGGCGACACAGUCAUUUCCCCAUCCAUUGGCCAAUAUCCGGGCGCGGAAUACCAAGCCAUCCGUUGCGAAUUUCGCGUCAUAUGCUAUUGUCGAGGUAAUGCUCUGGGAAGGCCUGGGUGACCUAAUCAAUCGCUUUCGGAAGAGGGAGCUGGGCUUGGACCCCUUGGAUGCCAUUCGGGCUCCCAGUAUCGCACAUCGGUUGCAGAUACCAUAUACCUACCUGUGGUCCCCAUGCCUCCUUCCCAAGCCUCAGGACUGGGGUGAAAACAUCGACGUCUGCGGGUUUCAGUUUCUGCCCAGCGACACGAACUACAAACCACCGGACGAUCUCGAUGCAUUUCUCAAAGCAGGCGACCCCCCGGUGUAUAUCGGUUUUGGUUCCAUUGUAGUGGAUAAUCCCGCUAAAUUGACGGAAAUCGUCUUCGAGGCGGUCCGCCUGACGGGGACGAGAGCGCUCGUGUCGAAGGGAUGGGGCAAUAUCGGAGAAGGAAGGGCUGAGAUUCCCGAAAAUGUCAUGCUGCUAGGCAAGGUUCCACACGACUGGCUCUUCCAGCAUGUUUCAUGCGUCGUUCACCAUGGUGGUGCAGGCACCACUGCUGCCGGGCUGGUCCUGGGUCGUCCGACGGUAAUUGUACCUUUCUUCGGCGAUCAGCCAUUCUGGGGAUCGAUUGUGGCGCGCGCCGGUGCUGGGCCACAGCCCGUGCCAUAUAAACAAUUGACCGCAGAGAAACUAGCAGAAGCAAUCAACAAAGCUCUAGAGCCAUCUACUCUAGAAAAGGCCGAGGAGAUAGGCAAAGGCAUGCGGACAGAAAAGGGCGUGCAAAACGCCGUCUGCAGCUUUCAUCAACAUCUCGAUUUGCGCCGCCUGCGGUGCGCGGUAUGUCCUACCCGUCCUGCGGUCUGGUGGCAUAAACAUCUGCACAUCAAGUUGAGUGCGUUUGCGGCAGCGGUUCUAGUGGAGGCUGGGAUUGUGGACCCGCAUAGCUUUGAACUGUAUCGCUCUAAGCACUACGACACGAACCAUGACCCGCAAGGACCGCUUUCCGCCGGUGCUGAGGUGCUAUACGGGGUUGUCAGCGAUUUCGUCAGUGGCCUUGCCACGGUGCCUACGGACCUGGUUGGAAUGCUUUCAAAGGAAAACCGCAAAAGAAAGCGUCACCAUCACAACCACCAUAUCAACCAGCGAGAUUGGGUAAAGUCACACUGUACUGCAAGCCUGGAGCAGUCGAAAGAACAAACAGGAGAGGGAUCAUCCAAUGAGCCUGUCAGUGGCGCCAGUCGUCAAGACCAAUCUGAGAGCGACGAUGGGUCUUCCGCUUCAGAAUCAGGGAGUGAAAACGAAUACGCCUCGGCCGAGGAAGAGCAGUCGGACCGCAGUAGUGCAGAUACAGUGGUUGAUGACUCCGAUGGCGCUGCGAAUGAACUCGAUCUGGAACGCACGCUGACCCAGAAACGAGCUAAACAACAGAAAAUCGGUACACAAGAGGUUCUAGCGGAAACAAGCUACCACACCUCCAAGUUCGCCAAGCAAGUGCUUAAUUUUGCGAUUAUGCUACCCACCGAUUUGACGCUGAGCCUAGCCAAGGGCUUCCAUAAUGCACCCAAGCUCUAUCAUGAUACGACGGUGCAACGGAUUCCGAGAGUCCGCAAUGUGAAAAGUGGCUUUCGAGCAGCCGGGAUCGAGUUCACCGAAGGAUUCUACUAUGGCGUUACUGGUCUUCUGACGCAGCCUGCUCGGGGUUUCCAGAAAUCCGGUGGCAGAGGCUUGGUCAAGGGCGUCGGAAAGGGCGUGGGUGGCGUGUUCUUGAAGCCCGCUGCAGGCAUCUGGGGACUAGCAGGCUUCCCGCUGGAUGGACUACACAAGAGCCUUCGCAAUUCCAUAACAAAGAACAAGACGAAGUACAUCUUACGGUCACGACUCAAACAGGGUAUCCAGGAAAUGUGUACCUCGUCAGCGGAGGAGAGAGCUGUCGUGAUUCAGAAAUGGCGUGAGCUGGAAAAGAAACACGGUCACCCUCAUUAG
Aspergillus bombycis is the source of this 2823-nucleotide messenger RNA. RefSeq names its product putative UDP-glucose,sterol transferase. The transcript is spliced from 7 exons. Gene Ontology annotation, molecular function: UDP-glycosyltransferase activity; hexosyltransferase activity. The record is from RefSeq and is a predicted model, not a curated record. The coding region runs from base 1 to 2823 and encodes 940 amino acids. Lineage: Eukaryota; Fungi; Ascomycota; Eurotiomycetes; Eurotiales; Aspergillaceae. Gene Ontology annotation, biological process: carbohydrate metabolic process.